Messenger RNA from Bradysia coprophila, 2376 nucleotides. RefSeq names its product bHLH transcription factor single-minded (gene sim). Gene Ontology annotation, biological process: regulation of transcription by RNA polymerase II. NCBI's taxonomy places the organism in Eukaryota, Metazoa, Arthropoda, Insecta, Diptera, Sciaridae. Gene Ontology annotation, molecular function: protein dimerization activity; DNA-binding transcription factor activity, RNA polymerase II-specific; RNA polymerase II transcription regulatory region sequence-specific DNA binding. Gene Ontology annotation, cellular component: nucleus; transcription regulator complex; cytoplasm. The record is from RefSeq and is a predicted model, not a curated record.
AUACAUUUUUUCCCGUUGAUUCGAUUUAGUUGUUUGUUGUAUUUUGACGGCGGUGUUUGGUGAUCAAUCUGUUGUUCUAAUUGCAUUGUCAUUAUCACAUCUUGAAUUGUUUAUAAAUAAAUCGGGUAUCGCGAUAUUUUCUAACUGUCGAUCAGUGACAAUUAGUGGUAUCAACUAUGUGACAAUUAUUCGUGUGACUCUUCUGUUCACAUCCUGUUUCUGUUUAAAAAAUAAAUCGCGAAUUAAUUGGACCCAAGAAAAUCGGUGAAAAUCGCUGAAAGGAUACCUAAAGGAUUAUAAUAUCAAAAUUUACAACAACAAUCGGAAUUUAGUUCAAAACUACUGUAACAGAAGUUUAAAGGUUUGUACUAUGAAGGAAAAGAGCAAAAAUGCUGCUCGCACUAGAAGAGAAAAGGAAAAUACCGAAUUCUAUGAACUGGGCAAACUGCUACCGCUGCCGAAUGCGAUUACUUCGCAAUUGGACAAAGCUUCAGUUAUACGGCUGACGACAUCAUACCUCAAGAUGCGACAAGUGUUUCCAGACGGUUUAGGUGACGCUUGGGGUACACAAUAUUCGCCCACAAAUGCACGUGAAAGUGGCAUUAAAGAAUUGGGAUCUCAUUUAUUGCAAACAUUGGACGGUUUUAUAUUUGUCGUGGCACCCGAUGGCAAAAUUAUGUAUAUAUCCGAAACAGCAUCGGUGCAUUUGGGCCUUAGCCAGGUAGAAUUAACUGGUAAUUCAAUACUGGAAUACAUUCAUCCAUAUGACCAAGACGAAAUGCAGUCGGUUUUAUCACUUCAAAAUGUCUAUACAUCGAACGAUCAGGACUGUUUAUUGACAAACGAGGCACUAAAAUACAACAAUCACAAUAUCAUGAAUUCCAGCUACAACGUUCCAUCACAAUUGAUACCGAACAUUGAAUUUGAGCGAACCUUUUUCAUACGAAUGAAAUGUGUUUUGGCGAAAAGAAAUGCCGGUUUAACGUCGGGUGGUUAUAAGGUAAUUCACUGUUCUGGCUACUUGAAAACGAGAAUUUUUCAAAUGGACUCAACGUUUGGUGAAGGACAUAGCUGUUUACAAAAUUUAGGUUUAGUUGCAGUGGGUCAUUCACUUCCGCCGUCGGCAAUCACAGAGAUAAAAUUACAUCAGAACAUGUUCAUGUUUCGUGCUAGUAUGGACCUGAAAUUGGUGUUCCUAGAUGCCAGAGUCUUACAACUGACGGGAUACGAACCACAUGAUUUGAUCGACAAGACACUGUACCAGUAUAUCCAUGCCGCUGAUAUUUUACCUAUGCGAGUUUCUCAUCAAAUUUUGAUCCUUAAGGGUCAGGUGACAACCAGAUACUUUAGAUUUCUCACUAAAGGAGGAGGCUGGGCCUGGAUUCAAUCAUAUGCGACAGUAGUUCACAAUACAAGAUCAUCAAGACCGGUUUGUGUAGUUAGUGUCAAUUAUGUGCUGAGCGAUCAAGAAUCAAAACUUCUAAUUCUAAAUGAAUCUCAAGGUCCAUCGAAUCCUCGCGAAGGAUCAUUAUCGCCCACAACACCUCUUACCACACCAGUGGCCUGUAAACCAGUUACAUAUUCUAAAAUCAAUCAUCAAGCGCUUCAAAUUAAGAAUGGCAAUAGCCAAGAAUUUUUGCCACAUUUCAACAAUCAUCAAUAUCAGACCGGCGUUACAGCUGACUUUACCGACAACAAUUUCUAUGAUGCAACAUUUUACAAUCAUUAUGAUGCACACGACUCAUCGAACAUUAUACUGCGGCCAUUUUCGGCUGGCUCGAACAGUUGCAGCAGUUCAGAAAGUGAACCUUCCUUGCGAUCAGUUAAUCAUUCUACAACAGUACCUAUUCAAAAUGCAACGUCGUACAACUGUUUGCGGCCAACAUUUGAAAUGAAUUCGUAUGGGGACAGCACCGGCACCACAGACAAUGGAUAUCAGGACUAUCAAAAGGCUCCACAAUAUACUAGCGUUAUUGUUGAACCUGCCACUUAUCCAGUCACUUUAUCAAAUGAUUAUGUGCAUUAGUCGCCUGAAACUUGGACCGAGCUGAACAUCAUAAAUAUCGAGUUUGAAUUCGUUUUAUUAUGGGUGCAGCGUGCGUGAAAAAUCGAGAAAAUUGUUUUCCCCAUACCCGUCAAGCUAAUAUAUAUAAUGUGCAAGCAAAUGGACGGCCUUACCAUUCAUAGUCCAGCAAACAUAAUAAAACGAAUUAUCUGCGUCUUCAAAUUUAACCAGUUUAUUGCAUACUCGUUCCUUUAAGUCACUAGCUAGACCAGCGUAACGAAACCUAGCCAGAUAGAUUCUAUAGAAUAGUUUACAAAUUUGCUAAUUAAUUUAAUUUAACGUAAAAUUAAAAUAUUUAUUAUGAAUUGAUC